AUGGUGAAAAGUUCUCUCCGUGGCGAUAUUUGCGGUUAUUGCAAUGCGUGCGUUCGAAUGCGACUGUGUGCAGCGAGAGGGCGCAGUCCUGAGCCUUUAGAGUGCGCUUACAAGCACAUAUUGGAAUCUUACGGCGGUGGGAGCGAAACCGAAAAACUACUGGAAUCUCCCAAACCGGUGUGCGCUUCGUGUCGAUGGACGUCAGAUGCCCAGUUCCCAGAGACGCCUCCUUCAUCGAGUGAUCUUAGCUUAGAGUGGAGCUCCCAAUCGUCCCAUAGGCCCCGUACACGACGUCGCAAAAGG
Messenger RNA from Brenthis ino (lesser marbled fritillary), 303 nucleotides. The record is from the annotation of a GenBank genome assembly. Lineage: Eukaryota; Metazoa; Arthropoda; Insecta; Lepidoptera; Nymphalidae.